GGUCCCUUCCUGGGAGACAUUGCAGGACCAUUUCUGCCCGUAAUGAUAAUAAUAUUACACCUGCAAUUGGGCAUCCGCCCGGUGGCAAGGAGUUCCCACCCCUUAACUACCCUCACUCCUUCCCCUUCUGGAGCCUCCUUCGUAAGUCCUUCCCUCCUCCCACAUCCAGUGUCCUCCCCUCAAGCUCGUUCCACUCUCGCCCGGUCUUCACAAGGAAUACCUGUCUUCCCCUCUCUGUCCGUCUCCAUUCCCUCUGAAUCUUCCACUCAUGAUCCCUCCUUCCUCUGUUCAACCUAGCUCCCAGCUUUCCCCAGCUUUCGUGACAUCACCGCUACGUUCUCUCGACAAUGAUGUCAUUAUUAUCUGGUACAACGUGACGUCAGCUCAGGAUGUUGAGUAAACUAGCUGUGGCCAAGUUAUCAUCCCAGUGUGGCAGUUUCAGCGGAACCAGAGCCAAUGGGGUGCGUGGAGAUUGUCGCCACUCUCGGCUCCAUACUGCUGCUGAUCAUGACGUUUCCGUUCUCGCUCUGUGUCUGCUUCAAGGUGGUGCAAGAGUACGAAAGGGCCGUGAUAUUCCGCCUGGGACGCCUGCGCAAGGGCGGGGCUCGUGGCCCGGGCAUAUUCUUCGUGCUGCCGUGCAUCGACACGUACUGCAAGGUGGACCUCCGCACCGUCUCCUUCGACGUGCCGCCUCAAGAGGUGCUCACCAAGGACUCGGUCACUGUGACCGUGGACGCCGUAGUCUACUACAGAGUCAGUGAGCCAUUAGGUGCCGUUGUCAAGGUCAAUAACUACAGCCACUCCACUCGUCUUUUGGCAGCAACGACUUUGCGCAAUGUUCUUGGGACACGUAACCUUUCUGAAAUACUGUCGGAACGAGAAGCUAUCUCCCACACAAUGCAGUCUUCCUUGGACGAAGCUACGGAUCCGUGGGGCGUCAAGGUGGAGAGAGUUGAAAUCAAGGACGUCCGCCUGCCGGUCCAGCUGCAGAGAGCGAUGGCGGCGGAGGCGGAGGCUGCCCGCGAGGCCCGGGCCAAGGUCAUAGCGGCCGAGGGCGAGAUGAAGGCCUCCAGGGCGCUCAAGGAGGCGUCUGACGUCAUGGCCGAGAGUCCGGCUGCCCUGCAGCUCCGUUACUUGCAAACUCUGAACACCAUCUCCGCAGAGAAGAACUCGACUAUCAUCUUCCCCUUGCCGAUGGACAUCCUCACUCCGUUCAUGAAGCGCCCCUAGAGCCGUGGGCGGCUGGGACGCGAUGGUCGUCACAGGAAGGAGAUGCCUCGUCGUCUCGCGGUGGACGUAUUGAUUUCUCGCUGUAGUCCACACCGCAGACAUGGGAAUUGUAUGUUUGAUGUUGCAACUGUCGCUUCUGCUCAGGCGACGGUGUCUUGAUGUUGAGUAAAGACCUUGCACUUUGCCGUUUCACUUAUGGACGUAAACUUGAAGGAAAUAUAAUGUUGGAUGUAAAUGUUGGUGUUUGUCAUGUUCCUUGAGAAUAUGGUUGUGGUUUUUAUCAUCUUUUGACAUUUCUGGAUAGUAUUCUGGAGGUUUUAAGAGUGUUUUAAGAGUUUCAUGGCAAAAUAAAUUUCCAUUAAUAUUUAUGCAUAUUAUCUUUUUUUAUUUUACAAUUUGAUUUUUUUUUACUUUGCAUAUUAUUUUAUUUUAGGUAAUGCAUUUUUUUUUAUUUUUUUUUGCCAUUUUUUGGUAUGCUUCUAAUAUUGCUUUUGUAUUGUAGUAAAAAAUUAUACAUUUAUAAUGAGAUUUUGCAUUAUAAACUUUUUUUAUUUGAUAACUUGCAUUUAUUUGAUUUUUGCUAUUUAAUUUUUCAAAUCCUUUAUGUAGUGAAGCCAUUUUGUAAAGCUUAUUUCUUGUUUUAAUUAAGAGGCCUAUAAUAGGGACAUGAAUGUAAUUUAUAAUUGUUUUGUUCUUAUUAAGUACUAACAACUGAGGUACUGAGGUAUCAAACUUAGUAAUCUCCAGUGAACUCUGCAGUUACUUAAAACAAUUUUAUUAUGUGGUCAUUAUUGUAAACAAUAAGGAAGAAAUUUAAUCUUAAUUCAUGUUUUACAUCUGGUAUAGAUUAUUUAAAAAAUAUAUAUAUUGUGAAGUAGUUGUGAGUGUUUAAAUAAGCAUCAGCCUCUUGUUGUUUGGUACAAUCAUUAGAUAAUCUAGUGCUUGAAACUUUUUUCUUGGAACGUAAGUAGAAUUACAAAUAUAUAGAUAUUUGAUGUAGGUAUUAUCAAUACUCAUAUUGGGCCCUUUUUUACUUGAUGCAAUGAAUAUUAGCUGUGUUUCUCUGCAUUUAUUGAUCAGAGGACGACUUCGUAACUGUUUCUGUAAACAUGAUCCUUGCUAUCUCAGGUAAUCCUUGUUAACUAGAACUGCUAAGACUGUGUUGUAUAUUCCCACAAUCGAUAUGUACCUACAAUUUUCAUCUUGUUAAGCCAAACCAUUGGAAUCUUCAUUCUUUCCAAUAUUGUUAAACAAACGUCCAUUUAGAGUGACAAUUCUUGCCUUGUGUGUUCUGAUUAACAAACCAAGAACACCAACAUUUUAAUGGUACAAUAGAUUUAGUCUCACUGUUAACUAGAAACAUUUUUGUUACAAUGUAAAAUUUGAUGUUUUUGUUUAAUUCUUUAUUGUUCUGGGACAUUUUCAUCAAAUAUUAAUUGUGAUUAUUCUGCCCUAAACUCAAGAUAAUCAUUUUUUAAGAUAUGCUUAAUGUAUCAGCACAAAUAUACUUAAAUUUUAAGCACACUUUCAGUGUUUUGAAGUAAUUUUGUUAUUGCUCAAGCAUGUAGUGUGUGUUAUAUUCAUGUAAAGGCAUAAUGGCAGUGCAAAGGGCAGCCAAAUAUUAAAUUAUUUAAAAAUGUAUUAGUAAUGUAGUUGCUUCAAGUAUAAUAUACUUUUUAUCAUUGUUGAAUGUGUGUGAGGUAAAUUAGAAAAUUUAGAAAAAUAUAUUUUUAUUUAUUAGCUAAGUAAGUCUGAAUCUCAAAUACUGCUGAAUAGUGCAAUGUAUUAAUAUCAUGCAUAGGUACUACAAAAUUUGAGAAGGGCAAUAGAAUGGUGACUAAAAACUUAUGAUAAUCACUAAAGUGUUCCAAUGCCAAAAUACAGAACUUGUAAAAUAUUGUAGCAAAGUGGUUUUGAAUUAUAAUUGUAAGGAGUUAUUUGAAUUUGAAACAAUAAACCCACAACCUGAUACACAAGA
Molecule: messenger RNA, 3208 nt
Organism: Bacillus rossius redtenbacheri
Lineage: Eukaryota; Metazoa; Arthropoda; Insecta; Phasmatodea; Bacillidae
Product: band 7 protein AGAP004871-like
Exons: 8
Coding region: 457-1230 (257 amino acids)
Cellular component (GO): plasma membrane
Source: RefSeq, a predicted model, not a curated record